AUGGAGUCGCAGAUGCAAGUGCCGAGGGUGCAGCCGUAUGUGGUGGUUGGCCCGCAGUACUGCGCACCGUACGAGACCGUUCUUGUAAUGAAGGACAAAAUCUUCUCCUUCCGAGACGCCAAGGAAGUGCGUGAUGUCAACAACAACCUUCAGUUCAGGAUUGCUGACAAGCUUCUUUCCAUCCGCGACAGGACCACGAUUCAGAACGCCAUGGGCGAGUCUGUUUGCACCAUAGUUAGCAAGCUACUUUCCCUGCGUGACACAGUGUACCUUUGCCCAGGGAACAGCACGAACACUGACAACUAUCUCCUCAAGGCCAGGAAGUCCAUUUUGAGCUUCAAGCCAGUGCUGAAGGUAUUUCUGAGAGGCAAUGCUUCUGACAGUCCAGACAUAUACUUAAGCGGCUCAAUACUCAAGCAUAACUUUAAGAUCACUACCAACAGUGGGAUCUUGCUGGCUGAGGUCAAUCAGAACCUGUUGGAUGCAAGGAAGUACAUUUUCGAUGCACAGACGUACUUCAUCCGAAUCAUGCCGAAUGUGGACAUGGCUCUCAUUCUCGCUCUUGUAGCAUUGGCGGAUGCUCUGGUGCUGCAUCCUUACAAGCGGGAGUUCACCUUUUACUCGUGCGCUAACCAGUCCAACUCGCGGAUUGACAGGGCGCUUAUUUCGCAGUCGCUGCUGUCGCACGUGGAGUUUGCCACGCACAUCAUGCCGGCGGACCCGAUCUCAGACCACAGCUUCGCGGUGAAGGCUGCUUUCAGGAUGGAUACACGGGUGAAGCUGGGUCCCGGGCUUUGGAGGUUGCCUGCAUACAUGAUUGGUCGGCCGGGGGUCAGAAAGAUUAUUGAAGCAGUGGAAAGGCAGGUGGCGUCAAACAGAGAAAACUUUGAGCUGCUGAUCUCGAGGCUUAACGCCGACCUUAAAUCUUACGUAAAGGAGGAACGCAAGCGGGUUAAAGCCACAAUGACCCACCUUCAGGAUGCGGUUGCGGCGCUGAAACAAGCGUGGAUGGGUAAUUCGGGGGACGACCGGCUGAAGGCUUUGCUGGUUGAAAAGGAGUCGCAGCUUCGCGGUUACCAACUGGCAAGGCAGGAGAGGCUGCAUGAGAUGGCUGGCAUGAGUGAGGCGGUGGCUGGGGAGGUCGCAUCCCCGUUCCUGUCAGGGAAGAUUAAGGCAAGGCGGGAGAAAACACAGAUCAAGGAGCUGAGUGCUGGAGGUGUGACGGUCACUGACAAUAAGGCGAUUUUGGGGGUUGCGUCGCAGUUCUACAGAAACCUCUUCGGGCACGACAGGCAGCAGGUCGAGUCAGGCUGGGUUCCUGCCACUGGCAGAAUGCUGUCGCUGAUAGCUAGAGAAAGGCUGACGGCGGCUUGGUCAGAGAAGGAGGUGAAAAGCGCUUUUCAUGCGAUGGCGAAGAAUAAGGCUCCAGGGAAUGAUGGGUUGCCGAAGGAGCUGUUUGAGGAGCAUUGGGAUGUGCUGGGUAAGCACUUCAUGGCGCUGGUGGAGAGUUUCACCGAGACGGCGGAGCUCCCUGCAAGCACAAAGAGUGCGGUCACUAUUCGGUUACACAAAAAGGGCGGAAGGGAUGCGGUGGAAAAUUAUCGCCCAAUCACGCUUCUGAGCUUCACUUACAAGGUGUUGGCGCGGGUAGUCGCAGACAGAAUAAACAGGGUCUUGAACGAAGUGAUCUCACCGGAGCAGUACGGGUUCCUGCCGGGCCGGAGGCUCUCGGACGCGGUGGGGUUGGUCGCGUAUGUGAUUGACGCUGCAAAGAACGAGCAGGCGGACUGGUACUUCCUGCUGGUGGAUUUCCAGAAGGCCUUCGAUUCAGUCUCGAGGAAUUAUCUGUUUCUAGUGCUGGAAAAGAUGGGCUUUCCCAGCAGGUUGGCGCAGGAAGCUGUGAACCGCAGCCUGGGUCUCACAGGGGGUGCUCAGCGGCUGGCUUACCUGGGGUACGCGGACGACACAACGUUGCUCCUGCAAGGGGAGGAUCAGAUAGCAGAGGCUGAAAAGCUGCUUGAUGACUUUGAAAGGGAAUCGGGGUUGGCGACCAACAAAUCGAAGUCUGCCGUCUUACCUUUGGGCUGUAAUCUGAAUAAGCAGGCCAGUAAGACGGAUGGCUUCAAACGGGUGAAGGCCGAUGAGGCGGAGCGUCUGUUGGGGGUCUGGGUGACGCCGGCCGGCUGUUGCGCGCCCACUUGGGAGAAGGCUUUUGCAAGGAUUAAGGAGAAGCUGAGACAGUGGGAGGUGCAACACCUGACAACCGGGGCGAGGGCAGCGGUUAUUAACUGCUACAUCUCGCCUAUCAUCUUCUUCCAGGCGCAGGUAUAUCCGCCUCCGGUUGACAUCUGGGGGAGGGUUCUGAAGCUAACUCACAAUUUCAUGUCGGGGAAUCGGGCCACCACAGACAAAGCUUUCAUUCUGUGGAGCAAGGAACUGCUCUACAUGGCUAGAGAGGACGGGGGUGUGGGGGUGAAUGAUCCGGAGAUAGCCCUCACCUGUCUCACGGCGCGGCGUAUUGGACUACUCCUCACCGAGACAAACGAGCUGAAGCGUGACAUCAUGCUCAAGGCUGCCGAUUUGCCGCUGGGGCUGGACACCUUCGUCUCCCAUGUCAAGCUCUUGAAGUGCUGGAGUGGGAAGAGCGAGAGAUGGAAGCUGGCAUGCGGUGACUUCAUGCAGUCGCCGCUGGCCAUCACAUCACCGGUGCUGUCGCGGGAGGAGGCAGAGAUGGAGAGGAUUGUAUUUAACCGUCAUAUUCUGCUUAACGGAAGGACCCCGGUGGGAGGGCAGAAGGCUGCGGAGAAACUCUGGGAGCUGGAAGCUGCUCCUACUGCCUGCCGAGCAACAGGUGGGGGAUUGUUCGGCUCGGAGGGCUCCCCUCCAGAGAACCCUGGUGCUCAGCGGUGGGCAGCUGACGUCGUUGAAGGAGCUGAAAGGAAGCUGGCAGCAGAAGAAGCAUCAGUCCGCGAAGAGGGAGCUGUGGGCGGGCAGAUGGGGAGGUGA
This is a messenger RNA of Closterium sp. Yama58-4, 3006 nucleotides long. The record is from the annotation of a GenBank genome assembly. Lineage: Eukaryota; Viridiplantae; Streptophyta; Zygnematophyceae; Desmidiales; Closteriaceae.